Molecule: messenger RNA, 712 nt
Organism: Ctenocephalides felis (cat flea)
Lineage: Eukaryota; Metazoa; Arthropoda; Insecta; Siphonaptera; Pulicidae
Product: serine protease gd-like
Exons: 5
Biological process (GO): proteolysis
Molecular function (GO): serine-type endopeptidase activity
Source: RefSeq, a predicted model, not a curated record
AUGACUAGAGCACCAUUUUCAAACCAGAAGCCAGUGAUUAAACGUACUACUAGUAUACCGAUUACUUCUACUACUACUGGUAAACCGCCGGAAGAUUCAUCGCCAAAAGGAGCAGAAUUGCCUCAUAUUUUAAAUGAAAUGAAUUCGAUGUGUGGUCAGACCGCGGUUCGCCCGUUGAAUCUGGUGGUUGGCGGAGAAGCGACUGCGAGAGGCGACUGGCCAUGGUUGGUCGCCUUGUACGUCGUAUCAGAUAACGGACCAACUUUUAAAUGUGGAUCUACGUUGAUAUCACGAAAGUUAGUUGUCACAGAUGCUUUACAAACAGGGGCAGAAAAAGCAAUUCCUCAUCCAGAUUUCAAGCCAAAAUCCGACAGAACAGAUGCAGACAUAGGCUUAGUGAUUUUAGCACAAACAGUUGAAUUUACAAGUUUCAUCAAACCAAUUUGUCUUUGGCGUGGAAAUGCAGAUUUACAGAAUAUUAUGCAGAAAAACGGAACAGUUGUUGGUUGGGGCAGAGACGAAACUGGACGAAAAACUACUCCUGAACCUCGGAUGGCAAGUGUUCCAGUCGUUUCCAGAGACGACUGCAUGGACUCAAAAGAAGAAUUCAGACAUAUUCUGACGUCAAAAAGAAUGUUUUGCGCGGGAGCAAGAGGUUUGGGUCCCUGCAACGGUGAUUCUGGUGGAGUUCUUAUGUUCCCCCUUCAAAAUC